AUGACCCAGACCACAGACAUGAAGAACCAGGAGGCAGACCUCAUGAACCUGCUGCUUAGCAAUACAGACGAAAACCUGGGUGGCCACAGCAACCAACCAUGGACAAUUGCGGUCCACGAGCACCUGCACCCUGGCGAUGACCUCCUGGAGUCCCUUCUGGGUGGCUGCGGCAGCAGUGAGGGUGUGUCCUCGGCCCCCGCCUCCCCGCUGUGGUCCCCCUCCGCCAGCGACAGCGGCGUCAGCGACAGCCACCCGUGGGACCUGCUGGACAGCCCCCGCCACCACACCAGCCUGCCCAGCUUCAGCGGCUCUUACCAGGCCGGGCCGCCCCCCCACCAGGCCCCCCCCAUGGCUGACCUCCCCCCCAGCUUGUGCGCGGGGACAUGGGGGGCCCCAGAUGUCUCUAUUGAUCUAGGCUGCAUGGAACCAGAGGUCAUCAGAGAAAAUCUGGGGAUCGCCUACUAUCUCACUGCUCCUCCCACCUCAAUGCAUCCCACUAACCAAACGCCUACGGUCAAAGACCUGCUGUUGACUAACCUCGGACAGAAGUCUCAGCCAAACUGCCAGCAUUCCUUGCAGGGGUUAGUUCUUGAUGAGGAUGAGAAGAAGCUCCUGGCUAAAGAGGGAGUAAACCUUUCCAACAAGCUCCCCCUGUCUAAGCAUGAGGAGAGGGUCUUAAAGAAGAUCCGGCGGAAGAUCCGGAACAAGCGCUCGGCUCAGGAGAGUCGGCAGAAGAAGAGGGAAUACAUCGACAGCCUGGAGGGAAGGAUGUCGGCCUGCAGUGAAUACAACUUGGAUCUUCAGAGGAAGGUCCAUCAGCUGGAGCAUAGCAACAACUCACUGCUGGAGGAGCUGAGCAGACUCCAGGACCUGGUAGGAACCAGUCCUAGAAGUGGUCCUCCGACGGGCACCUGCCUUCUGGUGCUGCUCCUCUCCUUCUCCCUCAUCCUGUCUGUGAGUCUGCAGCCCAACAGCUCCAGCCAACGCAGAGUCUACACAGACGCCAAAGUGCCCUCUCGCAGCCUGCUCUCGGUGGCCGGCCCAGUGGAUAGCCCUCUGUCCACGGGGGUGGGGGCUUCAGCCAGCCUGAUGGAGAAGCUGUGGGGGCGGACGGACAUCUUGACAAGCCAUGAUCAGGAACACAACCACAAAGCUGGCCCCUGA
Molecule: messenger RNA, 1164 nt
Organism: Gadus chalcogrammus (walleye pollock)
Lineage: Eukaryota; Metazoa; Chordata; Actinopteri; Gadiformes; Gadidae
Product: cyclic AMP-responsive element-binding protein 3-like protein 3-A
Exons: 10
Coding region: 1-1164 (387 amino acids)
Biological process (GO): regulation of transcription by RNA polymerase II
Cellular component (GO): nucleus
Molecular function (GO): DNA-binding transcription factor activity, RNA polymerase II-specific; RNA polymerase II cis-regulatory region sequence-specific DNA binding
Source: RefSeq, a predicted model, not a curated record